UGGUUUAAUUAGAAAUUAACCUGAUAAAACACAAGAAGCCCUGUUCGUAAUAAAACUGUCUAACCCAGCUCCUAAAGCGGCUCUCUUUCUUUUCUUUGUAUUAUCACACCCGGAGCGGAACUGUUGACGAAGCCGGGUGGCCUGGGAAGAAUUUGAUCCGAACACUACCUCACUCAGGCUGAUGCAAGCUGUCAGUCAGCUGUGUGAAGAGUAUUGUACGGUAUGCCGGCUAGUGAUAGUAUUUACUGUCAUGUGUGAAGAAGAUGACGGACUGUCAGGAAGCAAACAGUCCAAUGGAGCUGUAUGAGAAACUGACAGCUCAAGGAGACAAAGUCAGGGCCUUGAAAACUGACAAAGCUGAGAAAGCUGAAGUUGUUGCUGCUGUCCAGAUGCUGCUAAAGUUGAAAGUGGACUACAAACAGACGACGGGUCAGGAUUACAAAGCGGGUUGUCCGCCCUCGGAAACCGCUGCCGCUGUCACUGACAAUGGGCCGGCAGCAGAUGGAGAUGGUGGCGAAGACAACGUUGACCCGUGGAACGUUUCCACCACUAACGCCAAGGGGGUAGACUACGACAAACUCAUAGUGAGGUUUGGCAGCAGUAAAGUUGAAAAGGAGCUGGUGGACAGAAUAGAAAAAGUCUCGGGACAGAAACCUCACCGCUUUCUACGAAGAGGAAUCUUCUUCUCACACAGAGAUAUGCAUCAGGUGCUGGAUGCAUAUGAGAAGCAUAAGUCCUUCUACCUUUACACUGGCAGAGGUCCGUCCUCUGAAGCCAUGCACGUUGGUCACCUGAUCCCCUUCAUCUUCACUAAGUGGCUUCAGGAUGUGUUUGACAUCCCCCUGGUUAUCCAGCUGACUGAUGAUGAAAAGUACCUGUGGAAGGAUCUGUCACUGGAAGACUGCCACCGCUUCGCUGUGGAAAAUGCCAAGGACAUAAUCGCCUGUGGCUUUGAUGUCAACAAGACCUUCAUCUUCUCUGACCUCGACUACAUGGGUGCAUCCCCCGAUUUCUACCGGAACGUGGUUAAGAUCCAGAAGCAUGUAACAUUUAACCAGGUCAAAGGCAUCUUUGGCUUUACGGACAGUGACUGCAUUGGUAAGAUCAGUUUCCCGGCCAUCCAGGCUGCUCCAUCCUUCAGUAGCUCCUUCCCACAGAUCUUUGGAGGCAGAAAGGACAUUCAGUGUCUCAUCCCCUGCGCCAUAGACCAGGACCCUUACUUCCGGAUGACCCGUGAUGUCGCUCCAAGGAUCGGUUAUCCCAAACCAGCACUGCUGCACUCCACCUUCUUCCCCGCACUGCAGGGGGCUCAGACCAAGAUGAGCGCCAGUGACGCCAACACCUCCAUCUUCCUCACGGACACACCCAAGCAGAUCAAAAGCAAGAUCAACAAACAUGCAUUUUCGGGGGGGAAAGACACGGUGGAAGAGCACAGGAAGUACGGUGGGAACGCAGAUGUAGACGUCUCCUUCAUGUACUUGACCUUCUUCCUAGAGGAUGAUGAGCAGCUGGAGAAGAUCAGACAGGACUACACAAGCGGAGCCCUUCUCACAGGGGAGCUGAAGAAGAUUUUGACUGAGACUCUCCAGCCGAUGAUCGCGCAACAUCAAGAGAGACGCAAACAAGUCACAGAUGAGACAGUCAAGCAGUUCAUGACUCCAAGACCUUUAAAUUUUAACUUGUAGCCUGCUUGAGCAUCUGAAAAGGCCGGCACAUCAUCAUGUUUAUCUCAAGACAAGAACAAAUAAUGCAUCCACCACAUUUAAAAUCCACAUAAUUUCUAAUGGGACGACGGACAUUUUCUCAUAGUUUGCAUCAGUACUGGAGAAAAGUGUAAAUGAAAGUUUCUGGCGCUGAUGUGAUUCUUCCUUGUCAAAACUAAGCAUGGAAUUGCCCACAGCUACAUGCUAAUUGUCAUGCCACUCGAUAAAUGUACACGUUCAUGAAGUAUUUGUAGUUUCAGCGCUGCUGUAACGUCACAUGAUACCGACUCCUCGCCCUGUACUCAGUUCAGGAGAGCAAGGAGAUUAAAGUUGAGUACAGAUG
Molecule: messenger RNA, 2046 nt
Organism: Scophthalmus maximus (turbot)
Lineage: Eukaryota; Metazoa; Chordata; Actinopteri; Pleuronectiformes; Scophthalmidae
Gene: wars1
Product: tryptophan--tRNA ligase, cytoplasmic
Exons: 11
Coding region: 264-1685 (473 amino acids)
Biological process (GO): tryptophanyl-tRNA aminoacylation
Cellular component (GO): cytoplasm
Molecular function (GO): tryptophan-tRNA ligase activity; ATP binding
Source: RefSeq, a predicted model, not a curated record